UACAGAAAUGGUGUGGAAAUUAGAGAAGUGCUCAAAAGAACAAAAGAACGGAAAGACCAAAUCACUGUACAUGUUCUUUCAAUAUGUGGACAUCUUUUAUUUCUCCAUUGGCAUGAAGGCUUACGAUCGAGCCCUUUCUAGUACCUCGGCAAAUACAACCGAUUGGCGCAAAACAAUUUUGCGCUGUUACUUCAUAUUCCAGAUGCUAAAUCUGAACUUGACGCUGUUAUCGGAAUUGAUCUAUGUAUUCCUGGCGUUCAGCACUGGCAACAAUUUCCUGGAAGCCACUAUGAACCUGUCUUUCAUUGGAUUUGUCGUCGUGGGCGAUAUAAAGAUUCAGCACAUCUGGGGCAAGCGGGGGCAUAUCACAAAAGUGGUCCACCGCUUGCAGCUGCUGCAUCCCGUAACAGCUGAUCAACAGAAGGAAUAUAGGUUGAAUGAUUACUUGAGAGGCUAUAGAAACGUUAGCAUCUUCUACUUUGGCAUGCAUAUGGUGCUCAUCUGGACUUACAAUCUCUAUUGGGUCAUCUACUAUUUGGUGUGCGACCUCUGGCUGGGCAUACGACACUUUGAACGGACGUUGCCUUACUACUGCUGGACACCGUGGAAUUGGAAAAGCAAUUGGAGCUACUAUGUCAUGUACGUCUCCCAAAAUAUUGCCGCCCAGACCUGCCUCUCAGGCCAGCUGGCGGCGGACAUGCUCAUGUGUGCCCUAGUCACGCUGCUGAUCAUGCACUUCAAGCAAUUAAGCAGACAGAUCGAGCAGCAUGUGGCAGGCGUACAGUCUGCUGACCAGGAUCUGAGCUUCCUCCAGAGGAGCAUCGCUUACCAUCAGCAGCUACUGUGUCUGAGUCAGGACAUCAGCCGGAUCUUUGGAGUUUCACUCUUUUGCAACUUUGCCAGCUCCUCGUUCAUCAUCUGCUUUGUCAUCUUUCAGAUAACCAUCGGGGGCAACAUCGAUAAUCUGGUCAUGCUGAUGCUCUUUCUGUUCUGUGCCAUGGUGCAGGUCUUCAUGAUCGGUAGCUACGCGCAAAGCUUGAUCAAUUCGAGCGAGCUCAUCGGCCAGGCCGUUUACAAUCACAAUUGGUACCUGUCCGAUUUGCGCUAUCGCAAGCUAAUGCUACUGAUCAUGCAGCGUGCCCAGCGCCCCAGUUACCUCAGGGCUACCAACUUUUUGAACGUUUCCCUAGUUACCGUAACAGACCUGCUGCAGCUGUCGUACAAGUUCUUCGCCCUGCUGCGCACCAUGUACUCCCAGUAGAAGAGAUGUAGGUGGUAUGACGUAACCGUGAGCUUUCUGUCAUUGUCCGAUAGCGUGUGCAUGCAUAGCAGGCAGCCUGUGCAAGUGACAAAAAAUGUGGUUACGGAAAUGGUCCAGUCAUGGAAGGGCAAUCAUUUACGCCAACCCUCCUACAAUUGCAGCUUCUAAUUAGAUUGAGCAGGCAGUGCGAUGGCAUCGCCACUGGCAAACGUACAGCAAUAUCGAUAAAAAAAAAA
Messenger RNA from Drosophila arizonae, 1497 nucleotides. RefSeq names its product Odorant receptor 85d (gene Or85d). Gene Ontology annotation, cellular component: plasma membrane. Gene Ontology annotation, biological process: detection of chemical stimulus involved in sensory perception of smell; sensory perception of smell. The record is from RefSeq and is a predicted model, not a curated record. Lineage: Eukaryota; Metazoa; Arthropoda; Insecta; Diptera; Drosophilidae. Gene Ontology annotation, molecular function: odorant binding; olfactory receptor activity.